AGAGCAACCAUAUAAAAACACACUCUUUCAAAGGUUUCUGUCACUGAGGAAACAUGGGUCUAAAACGUGAACAUCAAAAGCUGAAGGAAAGGAAGCUCAAAGCUCCGUCCUCUAUCAUGGCGACCAGACAGACAGCCGUGUUUCUGGUGGUGGUGGUCCUCUCCCUGCCAGGUCUCACCAACUGCUUCCUACCAAUCAACUCUGUUGAUGAGCUAUCUAGCACUCAUCGUGGCAUCACUCAAAAGGCAAUCCUCAGAAAGACAGCUGAGGUUUGCCGAGACAUCGCUGCCACUGAAGGACGGGACUUCAGCUUGAAGAUUGAUGACAACCUGUCAGUUACUCGGGUGCAAAGGGCCUGCUCCUCCACAUCCAAAUCUGCAUCUCCAAUCUCUACUGACAUGUUUCAAACUGCCAUUAACAGCAUGAGCAAGAGCAAUGCAGAUGUGGACAGGUCAUUACCACUGGAAGCGGAGUACCAUUUUGACAAUGAGGCCUUCCAGGGAGGACGGACAAUCAUCACAGAAGGCCUGUUCUCUGUGAAGGCUAAUAUGAGGCAGAGGAACUUUGCGGCUGCUCGGCAGACUCUUGGACGAAUCUGUCACACCCUUCAGGACUUCUACAGCCACAGUAACUGGGUGGAGCUGGGGAAAACUACUCCUUACAGCAUUCUGAUCAGACCAGAUGAACCUCUGGAGAACUUGGCAGGUCCAGAUAUUCCCACCUGCAAGAGCUGUACAGGAGCGACGAUGUGUGCUGACAACAUUUUGCCUGAAGUGCUAAGUCGGGGCUUUAUCACUUCAGGCUACUUUGACAUCUUCUCUUCAGUAAAACCUGCAGGUAAAUGCAGCCACGGUGGUCAGGCUGACAAGACAAGCACAGUGGACCCAGUGGGGGGAAUCAAUAAGGAUGGUGUAGAGUCUGGUCAUGGCUCAUUUCACGACAGAGCAGCUAACCUGGCAGUGGAUGCCACUAUGGAGCUACUGGAGGACAUCAGAGUAGCUGCUGGAGACAGGAACUUCCUGCAAUUGAUGGCUCUCUCCCAGGCCCCUGCAUUGUGUUUUGUCAUUGACACUACUGGCAGCAUGAGGGAUGACAUAGAAAGCGCAAAGGCAGUGUCUUUUAACAUUAUUGAUAUAAGGAGAGAAACACAACAGGAGCCCUCUGAAUACAUACUGGUACCGUUCAAUGACCCAGAUUUUGGACCUGUAAUAAGGACAACUGAUGCAGACACCUUCAAAGUCAUCAUCAACAGCCUCACUGCAAACGGAGGAGGAGACAACCCAGAAAUGAGUUUGUCUGGACUGCAACUUGCCCUGACAGCAGCUCCACCCUCCUCUGACAUCUUUGUCUUCACUGAUGCUCCAGCCAAAGAUGUUCACCUGAAAGACACAGUCACUGCUCUUAUAGAGACAACCAACUCUGAGGUAAACUUCAUGUUGACAGAUGUCCUUUCCAGACGACGAAGGGAUUCUCAGGGUUUGGCAUCACGAGUGCUAAACGUAGGACAAACCCAGCUAUAUCGAGACUUAGCCCAAACCUCUGGAGGACAGGCCAUCGAAGUCCCCAAGUCAGGCCUCCCUCUGGCCACUGCAGUUAUAGAAGAUUUAACAGUCAGUGCUGUGGUGACAGUUUUCCAAGCAGUAAUUAAUCCUGGACGACCAGAAAAUUUGGCUUUUACUGUUGAUGCAUUAAUAAACAACAUGAUCAUUUAUGUCACAGGAGCCCCAUCUCUCACCUUCACACUGACCAGCUCCACGGGAUUAUCUCAGACGUCAAGUCAGUUCAAUGGUCCUCUUGCAAACUUUACCACAGUGGGAAACUUGCGCCGGAUAGUUCUCAUCACUGGCAAUCAAACAGGAUUGUGGAACAUAAGCAUUAACUCUAAUACUGCCUACACCGUUAAGGUCACAGGUCAAAGUUCCGUGAACUUCAUUUAUGACCUUGUGGAUGUACAGGAGGGAGGUCACAGUGGUGUCGUUCCAAAGGAAGGUCGACCUAUUGCAGGUGCUAAUGUCACUCUCUUGGUCACUGUGACAGGAAGUGACAACGUGACAGUCACAGAGGUCACUCUGUUCAACAGCUCAGGGCUAACAGAGAUCAGUGGAUCAAUACAGUCAUUUGGAAACAAUGACUUCCUGGUAAGAUUCAUUGCAGUCCCAGCAGGGGAAUUUGCAGUUCGCCUGACAGGACAAGACACCAGCUCCACCUCCAGGUCCACAUCGAACACCUUCCAGAGACAAGCAUCCACACAAAUCAAGACAUCCAGUCUCUCUGUUACUGCUCAAGCUGACAUCAACAUAGAACCAGGUUCUACCGCCUCCAUCCCUUUUAUAGUAUCUUCAGACACAAAUGGGACAUUCACAGUGCGAGUCAACAAUGAUCGCAGUUAUAAUACAACUUCACCCAGCUCUGUUGCUAUUGGAACAUCCAGUGGGGGUAAAGCCAAUGGCACCGUAACCUUAACCCCCCCAGCAAGCACAGUUUCAGGAACAGAUGUGACUCUUACCAUUGAGGUGCAAAAUGCCGCUACCACUGAAAUCAACUAUGCUGUCCUCAGAUUUUCUGUGUCUGCCAGGGUGACAGAUUUGUCCGGUCCAGUGUGCCAGGAAACCAAUGUAUCAGGUGACUGUAGCUCUUCCUCAUCACCCUGUGCAAUCUCUUUUUGGAACUUCUCAGCUGUUUUCACCGAUGGCAUCAAUGGGACUGGCAUUGCAAGCAUUACCCUCCGCCAAGGGAACGGUACUCUUGACACCAGAACAGGGACUGGAGCUGGAGGUGAGAACAUCACAGUGGUCACUUACAAUAGUUCCUGCUGUUCACCAAAUGUGGAGCUGGCUGCUGUGGACAGAGUAGGAAAUGUGGGAACAUGUGGAGGACGGGCUACAGCAGCACCUACGAAUACAACAACCCCCAUAACUACAGUUCCUCCUGUAACCACAGUUACCCACAUGACGACAACUCCUACUAUAACUGUUGUUGCAACAUCUACUGCAGGGCACACACUGAGCAUGUCACACUGUGUCUGGAUCAGUGUUGUGGUUUCUUUCAUUUGGAAGUGAUGAUGUGAACAGAAAUUACACUGUAUAUUUAUCAAGCACCUUAUGACAUUUUUUUUAAAAUCACCAUUUAUUUUACAAAACAGAUUUGGAAGUAAAGUCACCAUCAUGUGUAUCUCUUAAUUUCUUGUUGAUGGAAAGUGAUAAGGUAGUCAGGUUAAUGUGGGUAUUUCCCUAGGAAAUAGCUUUAAGAAAACUCAUACUGAAUUCUGUGGAAAAUUCAUCAAUCAUCUCUCUUAAAAAUCUAUAGUCAACGUCUUUUCCAUGAGAGGAAGUGUUUUGUGCCUAUCUUGUCCACUUAAAUUAGCAAUGUCUUAGUUUCUAAGAAUGUAUUUCAACAAGCAACCUGGAAAUGUAAUACCGACUCUGUAUGUAGUUAAACAAGAACAUAAUGGUAACAUCAUGAGAACAGCAGAGCAGGAGUUGCUCCAUGUUAGGAAAAGAGUGCUAAAUUAUUAUUAGGUCUUUGUACUUUACUUGGGUAUUUUUGAUUUUCAUUUUAUUUUGUAUUUAAUUUUCCUUUUUGAAAUUAUCAUUUACCAAUCAGUUAUAGAGAUGUGAAUUUGCUGUAACAGAUUCUGAUUUUACAUGUAAACCGUAUUAUCAGCAUGUAAAAUAUGAUGUCUGUGAAAGGAUAAGCUGCCUAAUUUCUUAUUCAACAAUGUAUCAGUAAUAAAAGCCCAGUGCAUGUUACACUCUACAGGGCUACGUUACCACUGGGUUACUACUUAUAUUUUAUACUUUGAGGGCUGUUGCUAAUACGUUUGACCUUCUCUUUACAUAUACUUUAGUGCAGACUUCUUAAUCUACAAAAAUCAGAAAAACAUACAAAGAUAAUAGAGGUAUUUUACAGUAAAAUGGCCUGUUUAUUUUGAUUUCUUUUGGGUGGAUGACCAUGAAAAACUUGAGCUAUGUUUUAGAAGGGGAACCUUUUUCAUGGCAGAAUUUCUUUGCUGGAUCUGGGAUAAAAGGCAACAUAUUUUGUUUGAGAACUGAGUUGCAGAAUAAUGUGUGUUUUGGAUGUAUUGCUUCAAUGCUGGUAUAUUGGUAUCUUGUAAACCCAUGAGGGUUGGGCACGCUUCUGUGUAUGAUGCGAAAAUAAAGAAAUCAAUCAAUCAACCAAUCAAUUUGAAUAAAGGUCUCCAGAAAUGCA
Amphiprion ocellaris (clown anemonefish) is the source of this 4209-nucleotide messenger RNA. Its product is annotated as von Willebrand factor A domain-containing protein 7-like. The record is from RefSeq and is a predicted model, not a curated record. NCBI's taxonomy places the organism in Eukaryota, Metazoa, Chordata, Actinopteri, Pomacentridae. The transcript is spliced from 18 exons. The coding region runs from base 54 to 3059 and encodes 1001 amino acids.